AUGUGGAGAUACACGAACUUGUUCGCGUGUGUGCUGGUUUUGUGUCAGGAUGUGUCUUCACAGAGCAAGAUCUUUGGGGAGACAGAGCCUGUCCGGAUGACCUCAGAGGGCUCGGACUGCCGCUGUAAGUGCAUCAUGCGUCCUCUAAGUAAGGACGCCUGCCUGCGGCUGCGGAGCGGCAGUGUACGUGUGGAGGAUUUCUACACGGUGGAGACGGUCAGUUCUGGAUCUGACUGUAAGUGCUCCUGCACGGCCCCGCCCUCCUCUCUCAACCCCUGUGAGAACGAGUGGAAGAUGGAGAAGCUGAAAAAACAGGCCCCUGAGCUACUGAAGCUGCAAUCUAUGGUGGACCUCCUCGAGGGAACCCUUUACAGCAUGGAUCUAAUGAAAGUCCACUCCUACAUCAACAAGGUGGUGUCUCAGAUGAACACACUAGAAGAGACAAUCAAGACAAACCUCACACGAGAUAAUGAGUUUGUUCGGGACAGUAUGACGAGCCUCACCAACCAGUUCAAAAGAUACGAGAACUACUCCAACGUCAUGAUGAGCAUCAAGAAGGAGAUCUCCAGCCUCAGCCUGCAGCUGCUCCAGAAAGACUCAGCCGAGAGCAAAGCUCAGGACACUAAUGACGAGAAAACCAAGGAGGCUGUAAAAACACCCAACAAAAAGAGCCCCGGAGCCAAACCCCAAUCCAAGCCGCCCAAAGAAAAGGUCAUAAAGCCCAAGAAAGAGGUCGUUAAACCUGGGAAACCGGUUAAGCCUGACCCGACGGCCAAAGCCAAGGUGGUUGGCCACCAGCCUGGCGUGGUGCGGGGCAUCACAUACUACAAGGCAACAAAGCCCGAUGAAGAUGAGCACAGAGGAGACCAGCCUGCAAAAACAUACACAGUCCAUCACAUUGCAGACAACCAGGCAGAGGAUGGAGGAGCUGAAAUGGUCCUCGAGGCCAUGGAUGCCACUGCAGCUGAACCCGUUGCCACCGAAGUCCCCACCACAACCACUACCACCACCACCACCACAAGGAGCACCACAACUGCCACCACGACAACUGCACCGACAACUAUCACCACACAAGGCGCAUCAGCACCCGAAAGACCAGCUCCAACUAUUUUGCUAAUGCUUGACAACUCCAACAACAACAGUCGUCCCACACUGCACCGAGCAGGAAAGAUCCUUAACUGUGAAGGGACCCUGGCAUCCAUCGAGCAGCCAGAGAAGCAGCACAGUUAUGGACGCAAUGAGGGAGCCUGGAUGAAGGACCCCCUGGCUAAAGACUCCAAGAUCUACGUCACUAACUACUACUACGGCAACAACUUGGUGGAAUUCCGCAACCUGGACAACUUCAAGCAAGGACGAUGGAGCAACCUCUUCAAACUGCCCUACAACUGGAUUGGCACAGGACAUGUGGUUUAUAACGGAGCCUUCUACUACAACAGAGCCUUCACCAAAAACAUCAUCAAGUAUGACCUGAGGAUGCGAUAUGUGGCUGCCUGGACUCUGCUGCAUGACGUGGUUUACGAGGACACCACCCCCUGGAAAUGGAGGGGCCACUCAGACAUUGACUUUGCAGUGGAUGAAAGCGGCCUGUGGGUUAUCUACCCUUCUAUGGACUACGAUUACAACCAACAGGAAGUGAUUGUCAUCAGUAAACUGGAUCCUGGAGACCUGUCAUUGAAAAAGGACACAACCUGGAGGACAGGUCUCAAGCGGAACUCCUACGGGAACUGCUUCAUCAUCUGUGGUGUCUUGUACGCUGUUGAUGUGUAUAACCAAAAGGAAGGUGAGGUGAACUAUGCUUAUGACACCCAUACCAACACUGAAGCCAUCCCACGCCUGCCCUUCACCAAUGACUACUCCUUCACCACCCAGAUUGACUACAAUCCCAAGGAGAAGGUUCUGUACGCCUGGGACAAUGGCCAUCAGCUCACUUAUCAAGUGAACUUUCUUGAACAGUGAGGUACAGAUACACUACAGAUAUGCUCCGAGUAGGUCUGCCGGUAUGGCACCUAAAGUAAAAGAACAUACUCAGACUUGACAGCCUAGAAGCAGCCAUAUUGGACUCAACAGGACAAAGGAUGAACCUACACCAGCCUUCCACAACCAAUGCGUGCUAUUUAAACAACUGACCUCACCGAGUACUGCUCAUACAUACAUUUAAAUGUGUUAUGGGAUGUGACUGUACAAUUUGUCUAGAAAGGACAGCAGACGGUAAAAACAAUCUCACAGGUUGAGUCAAACUUCAUGAAAGAAGAAGCAGAACUUAGGGAUGCAGAGAGAUUUCUUUGUUCAUUAAUAUUGUUGGCCAACUAGCCAACAUAUUGAUAGCUAUUAAAAGUUAGUGUCAAAUGGAAAAGAUAUAUUUAACAUCCGUUGUUGAUUUCUGUCAGGGCACUCUGAAGCUUGCGUUUUGGAUUUUUCUCUUAAUAUCAUAUUAGUAGUUUUUUAAACCAGAAAGAUCAUCGAGUCAAAAAAACAACUAACCCCCAAUCCAGAAAAGGGUGUUAGACAUCAAAACACUAAUAAAAGUGAGUGAAUGCAAAGUACAACUUCAGUGCUAUACUGGAAUCUGUGCUCUAUUUUAAGUUCUAUUGCUCUAUUUGGUUUGUACUCUUAAGUCCUAAGUAACGAUGACCUCACUAGCUAGACUUCUGGUUAAUGUAGCACAGCUAGCAUUUGCGAGAAUCAUUAGGUUUUCACAUUUUGGAUUCCCUCCUUUUUAAUCUUUUGCCUUUUAAAUCGACACAGCUUGUAAUAUUUGGCUCCGCUCCCAACAUUUAACUCAGCCAAUAAAGCCCUGUUUCCACCAAGUGGUCAGGUUUGGUUCAGUACGGUUUGGUACCGUAAACCCCAAUCUUGUUUGCGUUUCAACAGCCAACCGGAUCCUUACACAUCACUAAAUCACAGCGGCGCAACAUAGUGUAAACUAAAUUCGGCAAAGAAGAAGAAUGUGACACAGUAAAUAAUUGAUCAAUGAUUCCUAGGAAAGUCUGCAUAUCCGAGGUCGUCCAUGGGGCGGUGCUAUGCACCGACAGUGGAAACGCCAAUAAAUGUGUACCAAACUGAACUAGACUACUUGGUGGAAACGGGGUUUAAGAUUAUUUCUGCUUGCAGAGUAAUUCUCUUUUUGAGAAAUAUUUGUAAACUCAAGUAUCCGCUUUUGUUUCACUUGCUCAUCUAUACUCCAUCCUAUCACCAAGCACUUUGAUCAUGAAUCUGCAUUCAUUAUUAUUCCGGCCUCAUGAUGCUUGCCUGUUUCUGUACCACUGAUAAACUCGGAGGGAUUUGUAGAGGGAUGUAAAAUAAACUCCAAAAAACAAUAGUACACACCUUUCUAUGCUCAAUAUUUUAUAUUUACCUGAAUUCAUUGACCAUACCAUAUACCCUUUUUCCUCAUUUUCAUGCUUCUUGUAAAGUUUCUUUGUUGUUGUAUAAAGUAUUCAGCUUUUGUUUUGUUAAUAGCAUUUGCAUAACCACUAAAUGUGUUGUAAUUCUUGAGUAUUUGAACACUUUAACCUUUGGAAAUAGAAAUGAAAAACGGGAUAAGUCAUGCUAAUACAAAAAACUACCCUGUAUCAUUAGCCAUGCUUUUUUCAGUAAGGAACAUUAUAAAUCAUGGAUCUCAUUAUUUUGAUAAUUACUGAGAGUAAUGUGUAAGACACUUUUUGGAAAGGGCUACCUUGCCCAAGACCAGGUCAUGAGUAAGACCAAGACUAGUGUCAGUCCAAGAAAGUCUGUAACACCAACAGUAAAAUAGAAAACAUGAGUAUGAUUAUUCUUAAAGAUCCAGAAUCCCAUUAAUACAUUUAGCUUAGUAGCAUUAGCUGCUUUAGCUUCCUCCACCUUCACCUCUUUUACUGCCGUAUAUAGUUGUCUUUACAGUAUGUUUGUGUACAUUAGUUUACCUUGACAAAUUUCUUGGUGUUGGGAUUUUCCUUUGUUCUCUAUGAGCAAACAAAUUAAAACAAAGUCUAGCUGAUACCAGCUUCACUGUCUUUAAUUGGCUAAAUGUACAUUAGCUACAUAGCUUUUUGUCCUAUCUCAUUAUUGUUUAACAAAAGUUACUGGUUCCACUUAAAGUGGAACAGAUGCAUCAAUUCACAGAAAUAAUUUUAUAAAUCAGACAUAUUGGUCAUGCGAUUUAGUGAUGUUUAACAUUUGUGAUCCUGACAUAGCAGCAAGAGUUCUGUUUGUCUGUGAUCAAGACAAGACCAAGUAAAAAUGGAAUCGACUCAAAGACGUAAGCUUUAAGACACAUGAGGUAACUCUUAGAGCAAUUUAUACGAUGUUUUGGUCUUGCACACCAUUCAGGAUUUACAGUUAUAUUAUUAAGCUUGUUCACAAAUAAUCAGGAGUGUUUUGUUUAUUCAUAACUGUUUUCUGAUUUCAAUAAAAGUUAUUUGUGAAGUUCAAAUAAAACUCAUGAAAUGUAACAACA
Molecule: messenger RNA, 4435 nt
Organism: Labrus bergylta (ballan wrasse)
Lineage: Eukaryota; Metazoa; Chordata; Actinopteri; Labriformes; Labridae
Product: olfactomedin-like protein 2A
Biological process (GO): signal transduction
Source: RefSeq, a predicted model, not a curated record